AUGAGUGCCCUCAAGUUCCUCGGCCUUGCUGCGCUCGCUGCGGCUGCUCCAGUAGAGGAGCGCGCAAAGAAGCCCAAGAGCUUUUUGAAAGAGCUUGGAAACUCGACUUGGAUCAUUGGCAAUGAGAUCUGGAAUGUUACGCAAAAUCGCCAGUAUGCCGAUAAGCUGUGGUACAAGGGAAAGGAUCGUGUUGGAGAUGCUGUUGGGCAUUAUGUUAGUUACAACGGUGCGGCAUCUGAUUUGAACUGGACAUCCGCCGCGAUUGUGGACUCGGAUACCGAUUAUAUCAACGUCAAAUUUACGGCGAAGGAAGGCGACUUUCAUUGGGUGAUCUACGAUGACCUACCAGGCGCAUACCAGUACUUUGUCAAUCACGACUUGCCUACGCUGGGCGAGUUCCGUACAUUAUGGCGUCUCGACAACACCUCGUUUCCACGUGGUCGCAACAACGUCAAAGAUGGUGUGCUUCCCGUAUUAGAAGAAUACCGUCAAGCUACCAACGUCCAGGAUGAGACCUGGCAAAAGGCUGACGGGUCAUUCUUGACAAAGUAUGACUGGAGUGGGUUUGUUCGAGACCAAGAAUACUACGGUGUUUAUGGAGACGAAGUGGGGAGUUGGUACCUCAAUCCUGGGAAGGACUACUACAACGGCGAUCAUCUCAAGCAGGAGCUCAUGAUCCACCGCGAGUCCCAGACGGGCGAUGCAGUCCAGCUGAACAUGAUUCACGGUACACAUUACCAGGCCAUUGCGCGUGAUUCAUUUGCUGAUGGAAAGAUCUGGGGUCCAUGGCUCUGGUACCUCAACGAUGGCAGCAAAGACGACGCCGCAGCCCGCUGGGAGAAGGAGGAAGCAGCCUGGCCGUAUAAGUGGUUUGACAACAAGCCCUACCAGUCUCGCGGCAAGAUGCAAGGCAAGCUCCUCUUGAGCGACGGACGCCCAGCUGCUGGCGCUGCCGUGUUCCUUGGAGACAACCGCAACACCACAGUGUCCACGCUCGACCAAGGCCAGAACUACUACUACACCACCUACGCCGAUGAGAACGGCAAGUUCGACAUCCACGACAUCCGUACCGGCACCUACGCGCUCUAUGCUUGGGGUAACGGCGGCGCGAUCGGCGAUGUCACAACAAACUUUACCCAGAACGACGUCGUGAUCCGCGAGGGCAAGAACACGAACCUCAAGGAGAUGACAUGGAAGGUCACCGAUAGCGCGAAGCGCAUCUUCCAGAUCGGCGACUUCGACCGCACAAGCGACGGCUUCAAGCUCGCUGACCCAGCCCACCCAUUCGAACACGCCCGCAUCUCCAAGUGCCCAGCAAAUCUGACCUACACUGUCGGUACCAGCUCUCCUCUUGACUGGUGUUUCGGCCAAUCUGCUCUCGGCACCUGGUCCGUUCUCUUCCCUUCCAAGAGCACCUCCGCCGCUAAGUUGACGGUCUCACUGGCGGGCUUCUCUCAGGGCUCGAGCUGCGAUAUCCUGCUCAACGACGUCAAGGUGGGAAACAUCACCAGCGCCAGUCUGUUGAACAGCCAAGAUACGUAUCGUGGUGCGACACGGGCGGGCGAGUGGAGGUUGCUUGAGAUUCCGAUCGCGGAAGGCGCGUUGAAGGGGGAGGGAAGCAACCGUUUGGAUAUCAAGGUUACUAGGACAACGCAAUGGAGAGGGUGGCUUUGGGAUAGCUUGGUCUUGGAUGAGAUGUAG
Messenger RNA from Alternaria novae-zelandiae, 1701 nucleotides. RefSeq lists its product as uncharacterized. NCBI's taxonomy places the organism in Eukaryota, Fungi, Ascomycota, Dothideomycetes, Pleosporales, Pleosporaceae. Gene Ontology annotation, biological process: carbohydrate metabolic process. Bases 1 to 1701 code for a protein of 566 amino acids. Gene Ontology annotation, molecular function: carbohydrate binding; catalytic activity. The transcript has 3 exons. The record is from RefSeq and is a predicted model, not a curated record.